GGAUCUAUUGCUCUUGUGUUAUGAAGCUAUAAAUAAUUCCUCGACAUACGACAGUGAAGCGCUAUCCUCGUAUUGAAUAACUUAUGGCUCUACAUGAGUCAUAUUUUGACCCUAGAGUUUGGGCCAAGAUCAAUGGGAAUUUCCGCUAAGCAUGCAGCGAAUAUAAAUGCAGAUUAGACUCGACUGCGCCACAACGCCUGUGUGUACUGCACUGUGAAUGCCUUGAAAUUGUGACGGACUCAAGCUACUAAUCGAAAGAAGAAGAAGAGGAAAAAUAUCCAUAUUUCAUCUAUUUGAGCUAAAUCUGAUAAUAAAGCAAACUAUACAGAAUGGAGCUCCAGGUUCAGAACGAACGCGAGCGAGAAAAGAUGUCGUACAGCAAGCUGGACGCCGAUGAGGGGGAGAUGGACCCGGUGAACGAAAUGACGGAGAAGAUGUCGUACGCCAAGCUGGAGGAUGGUGGAGAAGAAGGAGGGAAGGGCGAAGGGAAGAAUGGCCAGCCCCUGAGGGCUAAGAGCUUUGAUGGCUUUGAGGAUCCCAGCCAGCCCCUGCUGCUCUCGGGCAACAAUACUUCAGUCAACUAUGAGCUUGACUUUGUGGAGACGGAGUGGGGAAACAUCUUAGUUGCCAUCCAAGGAGAUCGUACCAAGCCUGCUAUUCUGACCUAUCAUGACCUUGGCUUGAACCAUGUAUCGUGUUUCCAAGGUUUCUUCAACUUUCCUGACAUGCAGCCCAUCCUGAAGCACUUCUGUGUUUAUCAUAUCAAUGCACCAGGGCAAGAACAGGGGGCAGCUCAGCUACCAGAGAACUUUGAGUACCCAGACAUGGAUCACUUAGCAGAGACUCUUAUCAGUGUACUUAAUCACUUCAGACUUAAGAAAUUCAUUGGCUUUGGAGUAGGAUCUGGUGCAAAUAUCUUGACAAGGUUUGAGCUCGCUCACCCAGAGUACAUAGAGGCUCUCAUACUGGUCAACUGCGUAUCAACACAGUCAACUUGGACAGAAUGGAUGCAACAAAAGCUGUCAGCAUACUACCUAAGAAAGAAUGGCAUGACAAACUACACACAAGAAUACCUUCUGUGGCACUACUUUGGCAAGAGUACAAUGGAAACACAUCAUGAGCUGGUGGCACUCUUCAGGGAGAACCUUGCUAAGAAUGUGAACGCUUUCAAUCUCUCACUAUUUGUCAACUCAUACAUCAGACGAACAGACCUGAACAUCCGACGUGAGCUGGAUCCGUUCAAACAGAAGAAUCUUCGCGGCGUGAAGGCUCACAGUAUGCUCAUCGUAGGUGCAAAUUCACCCCAUGUCAACGAUUCGGUGGAGAUGAACGCCCGUAUGGACCCGGCUCGCAGCCAGUGGAUGAAGAUGUCAGACUGUGGCGGUAUGAUCUUAGAAGAGCAACCUGCCAAGCUAGCCGAGGCCAUCAGGCUCUUCUUACAAGGCCAGGGAUACGUACCUUGGGUGAAAUCUGUUAAAGGUGCGACUCAACCGCCCAGCACGGUCUAUGGAACCCCCAGCACCCACAAGCAAGACAGGCGCCCCAGAACCAGUGAUGGUGUAACAGUGGUCGUCUAGAAGCAGGGUCCAUUCGACACUUCGGGUACCAAAAGAUACGGACAGUUGUAUCAAGAUUGACUCAUCGUGUAUUUUUAAUCAUAUUACUGAUCGUUUUCUGUGAACCCAGAAACUUUGUGACAUGAAACCUUUGCGAAGGGUUAAUUUGGCUAUUUUCACCGCAAGAAACUGUUGCAAAUUGCAAAAAAUUAGUGUUACAUCGAUUGGGAUUCAGUUAUUUCACGGCAUGAAAGUUUCGUAAAUCUGAAACACUCAUGAAAUCUGCGAACAUUUUAAGGACGCUUACUUGUAGGCUUCUGAUUUUACAUUAACAUGAUUCAAGAGUCUAUGGGUGUAACUUUACUGCAAGCCCAUUAUGCCACUGACUCUACAUAUGGUUUCUGCUGCAAUGGAUUGAUGCCCUUUUAGCUCUCAUCCAUUGAUAAAUUAUUUGCUUGGAGACAGAAGGUCAUUAAAUCCUAAACUUUAACACAGGGUUAACGUCCUUCUGGCUCCGAACA
Molecule: messenger RNA, 2077 nt
Organism: Strongylocentrotus purpuratus (purple sea urchin)
Lineage: Eukaryota; Metazoa; Echinodermata; Echinoidea; Camarodonta; Strongylocentrotidae
Product: protein NDRG3
Exons: 14
Coding region: 330-1577 (415 amino acids)
Biological process (GO): signal transduction
Cellular component (GO): cytoplasm
Source: RefSeq, a predicted model, not a curated record